This is a messenger RNA of Gossypium raimondii (Peruvian cotton), 855 nucleotides long. RefSeq lists its product as uncharacterized. The record is from RefSeq and is a predicted model, not a curated record. The coding region runs from base 1 to 855 and encodes 284 amino acids. Gene Ontology annotation, molecular function: nucleic acid binding. Lineage: Eukaryota; Viridiplantae; Streptophyta; Magnoliopsida; Malvales; Malvaceae. The transcript is spliced from 3 exons.
AUGGAGUCGACUACUUUGAAUGGAAGGAUGACCCGAUGGCAAAUUCUCCUUUCCGAAUUUGAUAUAAUCUAUGUGAAUCAGGAAGCUGUAAAAGAGAGUGCAAUAGCAGAUUUUCUAGCCAGUAGAGCUUUAGAGGAUUACGAGCCCUUAAACUUUGAUUUCCCAAACGAAGAUCUAAUGUAUGUUGUCACCACUGAAGAAGACUCUCAAGAAAGCCAUCCUUGGAAAUUAAACUUUGACGGAGCCUCAAAUGCUGUGGGUAACGAAAUUUGGGCAGUCUUGGUAUCCCCAAAUGGAGAUCAUAAUCCCUUUACUAGUAAAUUGGAUUUUGAUUGUGAAUGGGAGACAAGAGAACCCAAGUUGAUCGAUUAUCGAAGGUUGGUCCUUGAAUUAAUUAAAAAUUUUGAUGAAAUCACCUUCUGCUACCUCCUGCGAGAAGAAAAUCAGAUGGCUGACGCCCUAGCAAUUUUAGCUUCCAUGGUCAAUGUGAACAAACAAGAGGAUGUGAAACCUAUCCAGGUAAGUAUUUAUGAAGCUCCAGCUCAUUGUCACAACAUCGAAGAAGAAGAAGAAGAAAAGGAUGAUUACCCUUGGUACCAUGACAUAUUGCAAUAUGUGAAAAAUCGUGAAUAUCCUAACCAAGCAACUAAGAAUGAUAAAAGAACGUUAAGAAGGCUAGCCAGUGAUUACGUCUUAGAUGGGGAGAUCCUAUACAAAAGAAGAAAAUAUCAGGAAAAUCAUGAGAUUCGGGUAUUCUUGGUCCACAAUGGAAGGGGAUUGCAUCAGUCAAGUGCCAUAAGUGCCAAAUUUAUGGGGACAAGAUACAUGUGCCCCCUUCACCUCUUCAUGUUAUGA